This is a messenger RNA of Ostertagia ostertagi, 3054 nucleotides long. Lineage: Eukaryota; Metazoa; Nematoda; Chromadorea; Rhabditida; Trichostrongylidae. The record is from the annotation of a GenBank genome assembly.
AUGUCAGGGACUCCACCAUUAUCCCACCAAUUGCCUCGGAUAAAUAAAUUUGUUGGAGAGGCUUUUGAAGAGCAAGCGAUUUCGAGGACGAUUUUCGUAAGCAGCGAAGAAGAUACGACAGAGAGAGAAUCGAGGGUGAUUCUCCUGGUCGGGCCACAAUCGGCUAGAAAGACGUCUCUGAUAGAUUUCUUCUGCAAUUACUUCUAUGGAGCACAACUGGAUGAGCCCACACGUUAUCAUAUUGCAAAUGAGAAAUUCGAUUCGACGACACCAGAGAAGCAGAUUAUCACCUAUGUGUUCAACGACACCAAAAUGGAUUUCAGACCAAUUGUUAUUGACACGCCCUCCACGAGUGGACCUCACGGCGAAGAAAAUCGUCGAAUACUCGCUGAAUGGUUGAAAGAGAACGACAAGUUAAAAUUGGACACCAUCGGUGUUGUUUUCUCGGCUUACUCCCGGCUCACCUCAGAAGAAGAAGAGGGAUUACAGAAGGCAAUUAUAACCACUUGUACUAAUUUUUCAUCAUUAUUCUGCAUUACAUUUUAUUCGCUUCACAAAAUUAUAACGUUUUCUGUUGAGAGUGGUUUUUUCAAGGCUCUACAAUUGUUCCCGUCACAUAUGAGAGUGAAGCAGGUCGUGUUCAUGACUGGUAGCGACGGCUCAUCGCUUCCUGUUGGCUUGCUUCGCAGGUUCAAUCUCGACAGAGCUAACGUUUAUAAAGUAAACACAUCAUGCAUUUUCCAACGUCCUGAAGAUGACCCGCUUCAAGAACACCUUCGUGGCAAUUACUGGCGUAUGAGUGUUGCGAAUUUCGAAGCCCUGUUCUCUCGCCUGAAAUAUGAACAACCGCCUUCACAUUUACAUAGAACCUUUGAGAUACCCCAGGCUGCCACGGUCAGCCUAGGAGAAUCCUCAAGGUCGUCGCAGGCUGCCACGGUCAGCCUAGGAGAAUCCUCAAGGUCGUCGCAGACUGCCACGGUUAGCCAAGGAGGAUCUUCAAAGUCGUCGCAAAGCUCUCGAGAUACUGUUAUACGCAAUAUGAGCGGCAUUUCCGAAGAUUCAGUAAUGAAAGGGCCAUAUCUGCUGCAGGGUAAAACCAGUGACAACAACAACGUUGCUCAAGUACAGUCGAGCUCUCAGAAGCCAUCAGAGCUAUUAGACUAUCGUAUGAAUAAAACUAGCAGAGAAGAAACUAUCACCACUCACUCGGAUCACAUCACAGAAAGUGUUCACCGCUUGGAGACGAGGCCUGUGGAACACAAAGCAACGCCAGAAUUCGUUACUCAAAGUGUUGAAUCACUUUUGAGAAAACCCAUCACCGUCAACGAGCAUUCAUCAAGGAAUGUAUCUGAGACUACGAGUCGAUUUUCAAACGGCACAAUUCCUGCUGCGGAUGGAAUUAGCACGUCUGGACUUGGCACUGCAACAGAGGAUCGUCUCCACGAGCUGCAGCCUCAAGUAGAAAACGCAACAGUAACGAGGUAUGUGUAUGAAGUGGCAACACGAUCACACAAGAAACACUAUGUUGGCGCUGGUGCGGGAGAUCCUGCGCCUACAGAAAGAAAGGCCGGUUCUUCCUCGCGGGUCUCUCGUGAAACAACUAUAGACGAUCCAUACUACCCAGUUGUGGUUCGUCCCAGUGGAGCGUCGAGCACUGGAAGACACUCCUCAUACGAAAUACGUCCUGAAACAACUAUGACAAGUGGAACAAGCAAUAACGGUUCAAGGAAAACACCAGUGGAGACACUAAUCGACUUUCGAUCUGAGAAUGGGCCGCCAGGAACGUUACUGAAUCGCGAGCCAAUACCAUAUUUUUCAUUACGGAAAUCUCGUUCUGCCGGUCGCAUUGACACGAACACGACGCCUGGUGGAAGGGAAUUUGUGGUCGAUGUGCGCAGGAACCCGGAGUACACUCUGAAGGAUGCGCGGUACCGACAAGUGCCGCCGUCGCACACCGGAAGUGAAAUGAACGCAGGAGACAAUGUAUCAAAUCAUACCACUAUGUCCACAGGGGUAGUACCCCUUUCAAAAAUCGUUGCACGAGGUCCCUCUGAACGUAGUCAAGGCUUUGGCAUGGAAAACGUGAGGAUGAGAAACAGCGAUGAAUUAUUACUCAGAGAAAGGGACGGUGAAAGGAGAGGUUCUACUCCGUCAUAUACACAGCGCUAUGUUCAAGCAAUUGGAACAGUUCCUCUGUACGAUCAGCCUCCUGGUGAAGAUAUGGAUAGAAGUGAAUUUGUCACCGCAGAGGCUAUGAGAAAUCAGAAUCAGCGUCCGAUAACCCAUAUAGAAGUGAACAGGAAGCCAAACGCUCAGGGUUCUGUCAGAUCGUAUCAGCACAACGAUUCUGAUUAUGGCGACGAUUGGGGUGAGGAGACAAGAAUUGUGCACAAAGUUCAUAACCAGACUCAUCCGCUUCCUCAGUUGGUCGAGGAGGUAUAUCGCAAUCGCCAUUAUCCCGGCACCGCAGAGAAACAUGUGAGCGGAACUCCAACUUCAAUAACUCGUCCCUCAUACAUUCCACUUCCAUAUCCAUCCCAAUCGUCGGAUUUCAACAAUCCUCAAGGAGGCCGAACCGAGAUGCAGUUCGGCGGUGCAGGAACAGGCCCGCAAGUCAGUGGAAGAAAUGGAAUGAUAACAAGAGAAAAUACUGGCAUGGAAUACGGAGGAGGAGAAAUACGAUCGCUGAAUGUUGGCCAAAAUGGGAUAAUGACGAUGGAGAGAACGGGCAUGGAUUACGGUGGAGCGGAAACACGUCAGCUGGACAUGGGUAGAAAUGGAGUAGUGACAGUGGAUCGGACAGGCAUGGAAUACGGUGGAGCGGAUGCACGUCUACUGAAUGAUGGAAGAGGCGGAAUGCUGACAACAAAGAAAGUUACCACUACAGUAACCAAUACGAAGCGCCAACCUUUUCAAAUACGUAUUUUGAGGUGGACGCCAUCCAAUUUUUCAAAUUCCCGUGAUUGUUGUCUUAAUUGUUUGUUCUUUGUUGUAGUACCCUUAGUUGUGAUUGUGAUAGUGGUCGUCAUUGUUCUCGUUGUAGUUUUCAGUUGA